Molecule: messenger RNA, 3039 nt
Organism: Oncorhynchus tshawytscha (Chinook salmon)
Lineage: Eukaryota; Metazoa; Chordata; Actinopteri; Salmoniformes; Salmonidae
Gene: atp10b
Product: ATPase phospholipid transporting 10B
Biological process (GO): phospholipid translocation
Cellular component (GO): plasma membrane
Molecular function (GO): ATPase-coupled intramembrane lipid carrier activity; ATP hydrolysis activity; ATP binding
Source: RefSeq, a predicted model, not a curated record
AUGAAAAGAUAUGUGAGUGUGCUCACACUGAUACCUGGGACUCUCUACGGGGCCAGAGACAACGUGACAAGGACCUCCGGACCCUGGUCUCCAACCUGUCCCUACCAAGGUCUCCCCAAGACCACUAACCGAUACUUCCCUGGCAACUCCAUCAAGACCACCAAGUACUCUUUCUGGUUCUUUAUUCCUCUGAACCUGUGGGAGCAGUUGCACAGAUUUGCUAACGUCUACUUUGUGGGGCUGGCCUUGUUGAACCUUGUGUCUGCCGUUGAGGCCUUUCAACCGGAGGUUGCUCUGAUUCCUAUAUGUGUCAUAUUAACCCUGACGGCCCUGAAGGAUGGAUGGGAGGACUACAGGAGGUAUCGGUCUGACAGGAGGAUCAACUAUACAUCCUGUCUGAUAUACAGCAGGAAGGAGGGGGACUUUGUGGAGCGACGUUGGAAGGACGUGAGGGGGGGAGACAUCGUGGUGGUGUCUAACGAGAUCCUCCCAGCUGACCUGUUGUUUCUCCACACCUCCGACCCUGACGGGGUUUGUCACGUUGAGACCGCCACCCUGGAGGGAGAGACCAACCUCAAACAGAGACAGGUCGUCCCAGGACUCUACACACAGGAUAUUUUCUUUAAUCCACAACACUUCAACAGCAAAGUAGUCGUUGAAAAACCCAACGACAAACUCAAUCAUUUCAAAGGUUACAUAGAGACGGCUGAUAUCAGGAAGUUGGGCUUUAGGAUUGACAGUCUGCUGCUGAGGGGGUGUACCGUCAGAAACACAGACCACGCAGCUGGGUUCGUGGUGUACGCAGGCCGUGAGACCAAGUCCAUGCUAAAUAACUACAGACCCAGGUACAAACGCAGGUACAGGUACAAACUGGAACGCAAGAUGAACAUGGACGUGCUCUUUUGUGUCAUUGUGCUCUUCUGCAUGUGCCUUAUAGGAGCGCUUGGUAAGUUGAACCUGCAGUUCACCUCAAUUCCAAUACCAUACAAUCAUGGUAACACAAUUCAUCCUGUUCUCUCUACUCAUCUCUUCCUCCCUCCUCUCUUCCUUCUCCUUCAGAUCCUGAUUCCCAUCUCCUUGUACGUAUCCAUUGAAAUUGUGAAGGCGGGUCAGGUGUUCUUCAUCACUAACGACAUAGACCUGUAUGAUGAAGAGACAGACAGCAGAGUCCAGUGUAGAACCCUCAACAUCACUGAGGACCUGGGACAGAUUCACUACGUCUUCUCGGACAAGACUGGUACCCUCACAGAGAACAAGAUGGUGUUCAGAAGAUGCACCGUCAUGGGAACAAUGGGAACUGAAACAGAGGUGGUGACAGACAGAAAGCUACUUCAGCGUGUCCUGAGAGAUAACAGAAUGGAGGGGUGCCAGAACAAUAUACCUGCAAGCCCUCAAAAACACCUUGACUGGUUCGCCAAGGAAGGACUACGUACCCUCUGUUUGGCAAAGAAGGUGCUUAGUAAGAAGGCCUAUGAGGACUGGUCCCUGGUGAGACAGGAUGCUGUGGCUGCCAUCAACAACAGAGAGGAACUCCUUAUGAAAACAGCAAUACACCUGGAGACACACCUCACUCUGCUAGGGGCCACGGGUAUAGAGGACUGUCUGCAGGACAGUGUUCCUGACACCAUCAUGGCCCUGAGAGAGGCAGGGAUCCAGGUGUGGGUUCUGACAGGGGACAAGCCCGAGACGGCCGUCAACAUCGCCUACGCCUGCAGGCUGCUGGACCAGGGAGAUCUAGUUAUCAACAUGAGAACCAACAACAAGGAAGCAUGUAUGAGUAUGUAUGGAGCAUGUAUGGAGCAUGUAUGGAGCACAGCUGCUAUGUCCACUCUCCAGUCCACAGAGUCCAACUGCACUGUACAGUAUUCUAUCGAUCCAGCAGCCCAGACUACGAUCUGCCCGGACCACAGCCCCUCCAACGGCCUGGUGAUUAAUGGGCAUACCCUGGGCAUGGCUCUGGAGUCAGAUCUGGUGGAGCGGUUUGUGGAGCUAGCUCGGCGCUGCCGCUCUGUGCUAUGCUGCAGGGUCACGCCUUUACAGAAGAGCAACGUUGUUAAGGUGGUUAGGGAGAGACUGAAGGUCAUGAUCCUGGCUAUAGGAGACGGUGCGAAUGACGUGAACAUGAUCCAAGCAGCUGAUGUCGGCGUCGGUAUAUCGGGACAGGAGGGCAUGCAGGCUGUCAUGGCCAGUGACUUCUCCAUCUCCUGUUUUAAACACAUGAAGAAGCUUCUCCUGGUCCACGGUCACUGGUGUUACAGCAGACUGGCUAACAUGGCCAUCUACUUUUUCUACAAGAAUGUGACCUAUGUCAACUUCCUCUUCUGGUACCAGUUCUACUAUGGGUUCUCUGGCAUGACCCUGAUCCAAGGAUAUAAUCACUUUACAUUUUGGAUCUCCAUGCUGGACGCAUUCUAUCAAAGUCUGGUUUGUUUCUUCAUUCCAUUUUGGACCUACCAUGGAUCAGACAUAGACAUCUACACGUUUGGAACUCCUAUUAACACUGUGUCUUUAUUCACAAUCCUUCUGCAUCUGGCCAUAGAGAUCAAAACCUGGACUGUAGUCCACUGGUUGAUCAUGCUGGGCAGUGUAUCUCUGUACUUCAUGGUGACCCUGGUCUACAGUGCUGUGUGUAUCAGUUGUAAUCCACCAUCAGACCCCUACUGGAUCUUACAGCAGCAAAUGACUGACCCCAUGUUUUACCUGGUCUGUGUCAUCACUACUGUGGUCGCCCUGCUGCCCAGGUACACAUGCCGUGUGCUGAUUAACACAGUAGCCCCCUCCACCAUCGUACGGGCUAGGCAUCUGGAGCGACUGGACCCCACCACCAAGGAACAGUGGAUCAGGGAGUGGAGGGGGCUCAGGGGAGAGAGCCCAUGGGGGGUGGGCGCCGGAAUAGACCCAGAAACAGGAGCCUUCUCUGGGCAAUCAAUGUCACCACUGCCUCACCAUCAUCCACCUUGGGGCCCUUCUCCUCAGAGCACAGUCCGGUUUGAACUCCAACAACAACCAGUUGAGACAUCACAGAAAGUGACAUCAUGA